AUGAGCUCUAUUCAGCGGCACCUAGAAGGUCUCCUUGGAGGCAUGCUGCUGGAGUAUGGCAGUCGAACGCUCCUGCAAAAGGCCAAAAUGAUCAAGCGUCAAGUCACGGUCCGCUCCGGUUUGAUCAUGCACUACUACGAGCGACUACCGGAUGUCACUUUAGCCAGCGACGACGAUGACCCUCCUAUCUUGCUGCUCUGUCAUGGUUUGACCAGCAACGCCAAGAACUGGUCCAAGACAGUCUCCCAGUUGAGUCCAGAGGUUGGGAACAACUAUCGAAUGAUCAUUCCCGACAUGUUGGGACAUGGACAUGAUUUGGAGCGCGCUCGAACGUCGACGUUUUCCUAUCCCAGUCCGGCAAAGCUGGUAGACUCUCUGGAGCAAUUAUUGGAAGCGCUCCACGUGACACACUGCGUUGGAUACGGCAUUUCGCAGGGAGGAGCCAUGGUGUAUUUUUUGCAGCAAAAGCGACCCGAUUUGGUGGAACGAUCCAUUUUGAUUUCGCCGGCCGUCGAAGCCGUGGUGGAUCCGCAAUUUGCCGAGGAGUUUGUGCUCCGAAAGAAAAACCACGUUUGUGUCGAGAGUCGAGAGGAUGUGCGAGAAUUGUUUCAAAAUCUAUCCUGUCCACAGCGAAAAGUGCAUGACCCCAUCCCACUUUUUCUAUUGGAGGCCAUUUGGCGAGACCGUCAAGCCGAAGAACCACCGGGCCACUUUCGCACAUUUCUGCAUACAUUGAUUGAUCAUGCCGGCAAGGAUCCAGAAUGGUUGGGAUGCAAAUCGGAUAUUGAUCCGGAAGCAAAGAGAUUGGUGGUUUGGCCACAAGAUGAUUUCAUUUGUAACCAUGACAAGGGCAAACAAUUCUUUGCCAAAUCCUCUGCCAACACUACCUUUCACAGUGUUCCAGACUGUGGACACUUGUUUCAUUCCAAUGGGAAACGUAUCAUGGAAGUUAUUCUACCCAUGGUGAUAGCCUAUCUCAAGUCUGGGGAAGACGCAGAAUCAGUUGCAUUAGAACAGUAA
Seminavis robusta is the source of this 1020-nucleotide messenger RNA. Lineage: Eukaryota; Bacillariophyta; Bacillariophyceae; Naviculales; Naviculaceae. The record is from the annotation of a GenBank genome assembly.